AUGAAUUUUUAUGUAACAACAAUAAAUAAUAUUUUGAAACGUCAAAGUAAUAAUGUUCUUCCAAAUUCCAAAAAACUUGCAUUCACUUCUUUAAUGAAAAGUUUUCAUUGUUCUGCUAAUUUAAGAAAUGUUUCUCCUGCAACGAAUUCUUCACAAAUACAUAUAUUACUUCUUGGUAGUCCGGGGUCAGGAAAAGGAACCCAAUCAUCUAGAAUAAAAAAAAAUUUUAACAUUUCUACUAUUUCAAGUGGUGACAUUCUUCGUCAGAAUAUAGCCCAUGGCACAAAAAUUGGUGAAAUUGCUGGAAAAGAAAUUGAACGUGGAGCAUAUGUUUCUGAUGAUAUUAUGAUUGAACUUAUAACCAAUGAACUUUCUACUCUUAAAAAUGAGAAUUGGCUGUUAGAUGGAUUUCCGAGGACCAUAAAUCAAGCAAUUGCUUUAGACAAUGACUUAAUCUUAAAUAAUCAGCCAUUGAAUAUGGUUAUUAAUCUUCAUGUGCCUGAAGAAGUUAUUUUGCAGAGAAUAAUCGAUCGAUGGGUUCAUAUAUCUUCAGGACGUGUAUAUAAUUUAAGUUAUAAUCCGCCAAAAAUACCUGGAUUAGACGACGUUACACGUGAAAGAUUAUCCAAACGUCCAGAUGACAAUCCAGAAGUAUUUAAGAUCCGGCUUCAAAAAUAUCAUGAGUUAACAGAGCCUUUGCUGGAAUAUUAUUCAAAACGUAACAUAUUGACAACAUGUAGUGGAUGUACAAGUGAUGAAAUUUAUCCAAAAAUUAAAUAUGAACUUAUUAAUAGAUUUGGGAUUGGUCAUUUAAUCAAAGAAAAGCUUCCCGAAGAUGAAAAUGUUUUAGAUGCUGUUAAUUUAAAUUGA
Entrophospora sp. SA101 is the source of this 870-nucleotide messenger RNA. The record is from the annotation of a GenBank genome assembly. Lineage: Eukaryota; Fungi; Glomeromycota; Glomeromycetes; Entrophosporales; Entrophosporaceae.